This is a messenger RNA of Oppia nitens, 1980 nucleotides long. RefSeq names its product putative glycerol kinase 5. Gene Ontology annotation, cellular component: mitochondrion. Gene Ontology annotation, biological process: glycerol metabolic process; triglyceride metabolic process; glycerol-3-phosphate biosynthetic process. Bases 240 to 1838 code for a protein of 532 amino acids. Gene Ontology annotation, molecular function: glycerol kinase activity. The transcript has 7 exons. Lineage: Eukaryota; Metazoa; Arthropoda; Arachnida; Sarcoptiformes; Oppiidae. The record is from RefSeq and is a predicted model, not a curated record.
UAUGUUUAUGUUAUUAAAGGCAUAAUAAAUAACAAAUACAUUAACCACUCAAUGAAUGGACAGUUAUCUCACUGUUUAUUAGCGAUGACUUUGAUAUAACAAACAGUGACUUUAAACACAAGUAAUGGCUUUAUUUGGUCACAAACGAUGUCAUGAUUAUCUUGUGGAUCACAUCCGGCAUUAAAUGAUCUCAAUUGAUCUCACAUGUGGUGAUGCAAUAGAUUUUUUUUGGUGAAGACAUGUCUCAAGCGAAUGGCAAUAAUGACCGUACAUUUGGCGGUGAAACAGAUUGUGAUAAAUAUAUACUUGUUGUUGAUGUCGGAACCACUAAUAUACGUGGCCACAUAUACGAUCAAAGAGCUCGUCUUAUUGGGGAAGCCGUGACAUCGGUUCAAUUAAUACACCCGCAUCUCGGCUAUGAAGAGAUUAGCGCACAGACUAUUUGGGAUGCAUUUCUUGAUGUUAUUAAACGGGCCAUCGAUUCGGCAAAGAUAAGUGUACACCAAGUUUUAUGCAUUGGUAUCUCAACAAUGAGGGGUACAUUCAUAACAUGGGAUAAGGAAACGGGCGAACCCUUCCAUAAUUUUAUCACUUGGAAAGACAUCCGAAGUAAUCAAUUAUGUGAUCAAUGGAAUGAAUCGCUGAGAAUGAAGUGCCUUAAGAUGGGAGCAAAGUUUAUCCAUUUCUUUACCCGAUCGAGUCGUUUUCUGGCCGCAUCACUGUUGAAGUUUACAACCGGAAUGGUUGUCAUGAGAUUGGUAUGGGUUUUGCAUAACAUUCCUGAAGUUAGACAUCAGGCCAUUGAGGGCAAAGCUCUUUACGGAACUAUCGACACAUACCUCAUAUGGAAGUUGACAUCUGGCAAAGUUCACGCCACUGAUCCAUCAAACGCUUGUGUCACAGGUUUUUAUGACCCAUUUCUCAUGAAAUGGGGUGAUUGGGCUCUCAAUAUGUUGAAUAUUCCGCCGUCGAUGUUACCACUUGUCAAAGAUACAAAUGGUGAUUAUGGUCGCACAAACUCACAAUUGUUUGGCGCUUCCAUUCCGAUUCGUGCAAUAGUUGGUGACCAACAGGCAGCCAUGUUUGGCGAGUGUUGCUUCAGAGAAGGUGAUUUCAAAUGCACGUUAGGCACCGGGACUUUCAUUAAUAUAAAUACCGGUGAAAAGCCGUGUGCGUCAUAUAAAGGACUUUAUCCAAUUGUUGGCUGGAAACUGAAAAAUGAAGAAAAGCCUAUUUAUCUUAUGGAGGGCGCCUCCUAUGAUACCGGUACGGCUAUUAAAUGGGCACACAAUAUUGGAUUAUUUGAUGAUCUUAAAAAGACCAGCGAUAUGGCUAAAAAUGUUUCCAAUGAUGAUCUUUAUUUUGUUCCGGCAUUUUCUGGACUUCAGGCGCCAAUCAAUGAUAACUUUGCCACUUCUGCUUUUAUUGGAAUUAACUCAACUACAUCAAAAGCACAAAUGAUAAGAAGUAUAUUAGAAUCGCUUUGUUUUCGUGUCAAACAAAUGUAUGAAAUAGUUUUGGAAGAACAGCCAGACUUAUUGGUGAAACAAUUUCGUAUUGAUGGCGGUGUAUCUGCAAAUGAUUUUGUAGUCCAAAUGAUCGCUGACUUGACCGGCAAAAAGGUUGAACGAGCCGUUCAUCAAGAGAUGUCCUCAUUAGGAGCUGCAUUUCUUGCGGGUCUUGCUGUUGGCUAUUGGACCAGCUCUAAGCACAUAUCAAGCCUCAGGGGAUCCGAUAAAGUUUUUAUACCGCAGAGGAAUACUUGGAAUAAUAGUAAUCGCAAUAAAUUUGAGUCAUGGGAACGGGCUAUUAAUAGAUGUCUUAAUUGGCAUCAAUAAUUAUGUUAUUGUUAUUCAGGUUGAUAUUAAUUUUAUUGUUUGUAUAAAAAAAUUAUUUUUAUUAAAUUUUAUUGUUAUACUACUAUAUACUACUGUAUCUAAUAUUAAAUUUUUAGAAUUUUUAUAAUAUAUUAUUUAUCAU